GCAUUAUUGGAUGUAAAGUAAACUAUAAUGUGUGUUUAGCUACCACAUGCGAAGGAAUAGCAUUAAAUGUGUUGUGAAUGCAGCAACUAUCGCUGUAAAAGCGGUUGGCAUCGGAAGCACUAUACAGCCGCUAUUGGAACCUAAAGCAUCGGCAGCCGAAAACUUUCGGUCAUCUCCGAUAAUUUCCGCGUUUCGCCGAACAACGCCAACACUUCCUGUCGUCACAGCGAGCGAAAAAUGGCUGCCGACAGAGGAGAAGAGAAAAGGAUACACUUACCAGACCAUCAUGUUUGUUUUGGGAAAUACACAGUCGCCGAGUGUGCUGGGAUCUGGUGGACGGAUGGGCGAGAUGUCUGACAGUUGUGACCUCCCUACUGUUGCCGAAACUCCGUCGACAGAGAUUAUACAUGGAGUCUGACCAAUACCAAAGUCUUCCAAUGUGCCAGAGUAACCAGCUGUGAUUCUCACACAAAGAGGUAGAUUAUUGCCCUUCAGUUUCAGUUCUCUUUGGGUUUUUUCGGUUAAAUUAGAUUGUAAAGAUAUGUGACAAACAUGACACACACA
Haliotis rubra (blacklip abalone) is the source of this 564-nucleotide messenger RNA. RefSeq lists its product as uncharacterized. Bases 47 to 418 code for a protein of 123 amino acids. NCBI's taxonomy places the organism in Eukaryota, Metazoa, Mollusca, Gastropoda, Lepetellida, Haliotidae. The transcript has 2 exons. The record is from RefSeq and is a predicted model, not a curated record.